This is a messenger RNA of Chlorella variabilis, 2904 nucleotides long. RefSeq lists its product as hypothetical. The record is from RefSeq and is a predicted model, not a curated record. NCBI's taxonomy places the organism in Eukaryota, Viridiplantae, Chlorophyta, Trebouxiophyceae, Chlorellales, Chlorellaceae. Gene Ontology annotation, cellular component: nucleus. The transcript has 15 exons. Gene Ontology annotation, biological process: regulation of DNA-templated transcription. The coding region runs from base 1 to 2904 and encodes 967 amino acids. Gene Ontology annotation, molecular function: RNA binding; transcription coregulator activity.
AUGGACGUGAACUCCGGCCUGCCUAGCAAUGUGACGGAGUCGGAGGUGGCCCAGUUCUUUGGCACCAUCGGGAUGAUCAAAAUCGACAAGAAGAAGAAGGCGCCCAAAAUCUGGCUGUACCGUGACAAGGCCACGGGCAUGCUAAAGGGUGAUGCCACUGUGACGUUUGAGGACCCCUUUGCCGCCGCCUCAGCCCCCAGCUGGUUCAACGGCAAGACCUGGAGCGACGGCGUGAGCGUGCUGCACGUCAGCCUGGCAGAGGCCAAGCAGGACGCGGGCUACGGCGGCGGCGGCUACGGUGGCGGCGGCGGUGGCUACGGUGGCGGCGGCGGCGGCUACGGCGGAGGUGGAGGCGGCUACGGCGGCGGCGGAGGCGGCUACGGCGGCGGCGGCGGCGGCGGGCGUGGCGGAGGCAAGCCAGGGCCGUGGUUGUGUGCGGCGUGCGGUGGGAACAACGGCGACCAGCGGGAGUGCGUCCAGUGUGGGGCGCCCAGGGCGCACGCGGACCAGGCGUUGGGGCCGCCGGUGCCCAGGGGCGGUGGCGUGGGCGUGGGAGCGGGUGGCGUCGCGGCCGCAGCCUACCAGAUGGGCGGUCAGCAGGGUGGCUACGUGGCCGCGCCUCAGCCUGGGAUGGGUGUCGGUGGGUACUCCAGCUACCCGGGGGCUGCCCCCCAGCAGCAGCAGGCCUACCAAGUGGCGCCCACCGCGCACUACGCGUCCGCGCCGCAGCAGGCGACGCAGCAGGCGCUGCCCACGCACUACGCCGCCGCGCCGCAGCAGGCGACGCAGGCGGCGGCGGCGGCGCAGAUGACGCCCGCAGCCGCCGUCGCCCCCGCCUACGCCAUGCCUCCACAGCAGCAGCAGCAGCAGGCGGCUGCUUACGGUUACGACUAUGGCGCCGCCGCAGCCCAGCAGCAGGCGUACGGCUAUGUCGCGCCGCCGCCGGGGCAGCCUCAGGCGCCCUACGGCGGCGGCCCUCCUACCAUGGGCGGCCCACACCCGCACCACAUGCAGCACCAGCCCGGCAUGAUGGGUCCGGGCCCCGGCUACGGUAUGGGCCCAGGCCCUCCCCGCGGCAUGGGGCCAGGCAUGAUGGGAGGCCCGCCGCCUCCGCACCACCCCGGCGGCUACAUGGGCGGGCAGCCUCCGGGCAUGAUGGGCGGCCCCAUGGGCGGCCCACCUGGCCCCUACCACCAGCCCUACUACGAGCCAGGGUACCACCACCAUCACAUGAUGGGGGGCCCCGGCAUGGGGCCACCGCCUGGCAUGAUGGGCCCAGGGCCCUUCCCGCACCGCCAGCCCAACGUGGCGCCCAAGCCGGGCGACUGGAACUGCCACGCCUGCGGCAACCUCAACUUUGGCUGGCGCGAGGCCUGCAACCAGUGCCGCGUGCCGCGGGGGCCGGGCAUGCAGCCGAUGGGCGGCCCACCCAUGGGCCGCAUGCAAAACGUGCCGGCCAAGCCAGGCGACUGGCUGUGCCCCUCCUGCUCCAACCUCAACUUCCAGUGGCGCGACGCCUGCAACCAGUGCAAGCACCCCAAGCCCGAGCACGCAGCGGCGCUGGGGCCGGGUGGCGAGGUUAUCGAGCCGGGGCUGCAGCCCGGGCAGGUGGCCAAGCCGGGAGACUGGAAGUGCGGCAGCUGCGGCAACGUCAACUUCCAAUUCAGGGAGGCCUGCAACAAGUGCAGCACUCCCAAGAGCGAGGGCGGCAUGGAGCUGCCAGCGGGCGCGGUGGGCGCGCCGCAAUACGGCGGCAUGCCCGGCGGCGCCGGCGGCGGCCUGCACGCCAAGCCCGGGGACUGGAAAUGCGCCGACUGCGGCAACCUCAACUUCCAGCGCCGCGAGAAUUGCAACCAGUGCGGCAAGGCCAAGCCUGAGAACGCGGCUGAGGCGGGCCUGGAGCUGGUGGCCGACCCGGGGCUGCAGCCAGGCCAGAUGGCGCGCCCGGGAGACUGGCGCUGCACCAGCUGCAACAACAUCAACUUCCAGUGGCGCGAGACCUGCAACAAGUGCAGCGCAGAAAAGGCAGAGGAUGCACAGACAGUGACAGCCACGGUGGUUGGCGACUGGGCCUGCCCGUCCUGCGGCAACAACUGCUUCGCAUUCCGCACCCAGUGCAACCGCUGCGGCACCGCCAAGCCCGACGGCGGCGGUGGCGGCGGCGGUGGCGGCUAUGGAGGUGGCGGCGGCUACGGCGCGCCGCCAGCUGGCGGUGGCGGCUAUGGCGCGCCGCAGGGCGGUGGCUAUGGUGGCGGCGGUGGCUACGGUGGCGGCGGUGGCGGCUAUGGUGCUCCUCAGGGCGGCGGCUACGGCGCGCCAGCAGGAGGCGGCUACGGCGGCGGCGGUGGCGGCCGCCGCCGCGAGGGCGACUGGGACUGCGAGUGCGGCAACAACAACUUUGGCUGGCGCGACCGCUGCAACAAGUGCGGCAAGUCCAAGGGUGGCGGCGGCGGCGGCGGCGACUAUGGCAGCGGCGCCAACGCCGCACCCGCCGGUGCCCCGCCGCCGCGCGCGGCCGCCGCGCCGCCCCAGGCCGCGCCCCAGGGCCCUCCAGGCAAGUUUGCCCCCGGCGACUGGACCUGCACGGGCUGCGGCAACGUCAACUGGGAGCGCCGCAAGGCGUGCAACCAGUGCAACACGCCCAAGCCCGGCACUGUCGACACCAACCGAGAGGGCGCGGGCGGCGGCUUCAAGGAGCGCGACGACGCCGAGGCGGAGGAGGCGCGCCGGCGGCGGCGUGAGCGCGAGCAGAACGAGGACUAUGACGAGUUUGGCCGGCCGCGCAAGUCGCAGAGCGCGGCAGACCGGGAGGCUCGCGAGAAGGCGGCUCUUGAGCGCCUGCAGUCGCGCUACGUGCCAGAGGGCGGCGGCCGGGAGCGGAGCCGCAGCCCGGCGCGGCGCUGA